Phycodurus eques (leafy seadragon) is the source of this 3858-nucleotide messenger RNA. Its product is annotated as homer protein homolog 3-like. Lineage: Eukaryota; Metazoa; Chordata; Actinopteri; Syngnathiformes; Syngnathidae. The coding region runs from base 720 to 1802 and encodes 360 amino acids. Gene Ontology annotation, molecular function: G protein-coupled glutamate receptor binding. The transcript is spliced from 10 exons. Gene Ontology annotation, biological process: G protein-coupled glutamate receptor signaling pathway; regulation of store-operated calcium entry. The record is from RefSeq and is a predicted model, not a curated record. Gene Ontology annotation, cellular component: cytoplasm; dendrite; postsynaptic density.
UACACUGUGUAAUAAAGGCGUUUCAUCCUUAUUUCAGUGUGCAGUCAGUUUAGGCGUACAAAGCGGCAACAUCCUUUAAAGCAGUGACCGUCGAGAACAAGAAAUGUUUCCCACAUUCGAUUCCCUUCAUUUCGUAGUGUUUCUCUUGGGUGCACUGCUUUCAGUAUGUAUAGGUAGAUGUUUUUUGUUUUUGUUUGUUUUUUUGUCCAGUCUCGUUUCAGCCGUUGUGUGUCGCCAUGUGAGUCUAACCUGCCCCAGGCUUUCAGAAUCAGUAGUGAUGGCCAAUGCAACUUGAACUAUAUUUCAGACAGACGUCAGAAGUGUUGCGCUUUGUUUCUGCAGGUCAUAAUCCUAAAUUCACACUUCCUGUUGCUGGCAGCAGGUGGCGUUCUCGUGAGCACAGAAAUUGACGAGUACGGCUGCGUGCUGGAUGAGCAGCUCCUGGCUGUCAAAUUGAGCAGAUCGCCCAGCUCUGAGCAUCAGGACGCAGCUUGGAGAGAAGAGGAGGGAUGAGGAGGCUUCUUCUGCACAAAAGGCUCACCUACUCCAGGCUUUGACACUGCAGCGGGCUCACAGCACGGCGCUGCACCAGUGACCUCCUUUCUACUCCUGGCAGAAAUAAAGCAUCUUUACUCUCGGACUUGGAAAGUGGAGACUGAGAGACAGACUCAUUAGUUACUAUAACGACAUGGGAAAAGAAGCGUCAAACACUUUGUAAAAUGUUUCCUCAUCACAGAGAAAGAGAGCAGCCAAUCUUUAGCACGCGGGCUCAUGUCUUCCAGAUCGACCCAGCCACCAAGAGGAACUGGAUCCCUGCAAGCAAGCAUGCGGUCUCCGUGUCAUUCUUCUUCGACUCCAAUCGCAAUGUUUACCGCAUCAUCAGCGUGGGCGGCACAAAGGCAAUUAUCAACUGCAUUGUUACACCCAGCAUGACAUUUACGAAGACGUCACAGAAGUUUGGUCAGUGGGCCGACAGCAGGGCCAACACGGUCUACGGUCUAGGUUUCGCUACUGAGCAACAGCUGCACCAGUUCUCAGAGAAGUUCAAAGAAGUAAAAGAUGCCGCUCGUCUGGCACGAGAAAAGUCCCAAGAUAAAGAACUGGCCAACACGGCCCUCAGCAUCGCUGCGCCGCAGGACCUCUCCGACGGCCUCCAGUCCCCUCCGGUCAUGUGUGUGAACGGUCCGGAGGACAAGUUGUUUCGCAGUCAAAGCGCAGACAUCACGCUGUCCUCUGAGAAGGAGCGCAUCAAGAAGAUGCUUUCUGAGGGGUCUAUCUGCGAGAUGAACCUGGAAGCGGAGCUCUUCACGCUGCAAGACAGCAACUCCAAGUUAGUGGCGGCGUUGCACGAGGCUAACGCUAACGUGGCGCAGUGGAAGAAACAGUUGGUAGCGUAUCAAGAGGAGACCGAAAGGCUCAGAGAACAGGUGGCUGACCUUGAAGCCCAUGGCAGUCACGGCCCCAGUGACCUGCUGAAGGAUGAGCUGACUCAGUCUCUGGAAGAGUUGGAGGCGCUAUUGAAGGCCAAAGACGAGGAAAUUCACAUUUUGCAAAGCAAGAAGUCAGACUAUCAUGAGCUGGAGCGUGACAGAGAUCAGGCUAUCCACAGAUUACGGGAAGUGGAGAUGCGCAAUUCCGAGUUGGAGCGCCGUAUCCAGAACACGGAGCAGAACUUGAGCAACUCUCUGGAGGAUCGAGAUCGCUUGGACACUGAGCUCCAGAGGGCCAUCGAAAUUCUAGACAUCAAGAUCUUUGACCUCAAUGACCUCCGCCAGAGCUUGGUUAAACUCAUGGACAAAUAAAAAGUCAAAACGCAGAAGCAAAAAUAUCCAAGAUGGAGCUGCCGGCAGUUGCACAAGAACCAUCUGGUCUGCAGGACUCGCUGUAUCGGUGUCGGCGUAGGCUGCAUUUUACAUGGGGUUUCUUGUCUGAUAAUGUAGCGCUUUGUGUUGCUUAGCAGGGAAAUAAUUCAAUAACUUCUAGGUAACUGCUCAUGAGUGCACGAUAUUUAUUAAGGGCAACGGGUGCUUGUAGUUUUCAUUUAGUAUGACCAUUGGAUUACAAAUGGCAUAUCGUGACUGAUAAGAGGCCUUGUUUUACUGUAUAUAAACUGCCUUGUCAACCAUUCUGUAUACAAUACAAGCACACAUUAACCCUUUAACUCGCUGCUUGACCAAAAGCAAAUCUGUUUUAAGGACAGCUCAGAAGUUUGGUAGACCAUGUUUUUAAAGGAAUGAGUUCACAAUAAAAACAAAAAAUGUUUUGUUAUAUAACUCAAAGGUGUGCUGUUGCACCCAACAUAGAUGAGAUAGUCAUUAAAAGUAUGUUUUUUUUUUUUUUUUUUCUGGCGACCACGCUUGAAACUCAAAACACUUCAAAUCAUCUUUCCCCAUUGAACUGAAUAGGAUUCCAUUAAUCCAUUCCAGCCUCCCCCCAGAAAACAAACAUUUAAAGUACUUAGUAAAAACACACAGUAAUGACAUAAUUACAUAGCAUGUCAACAAUUAUACUGAGUUUGCCACUUUGAUUUCGCUUCAAUAGAUAUUGUGCUGUUUCUUCUGGUGUGCGUGCUUUGGCCACCCGGGGCAAUAUAACAGACUUACUGUACACGGAGACAGGCUCAGCUCCACAGCAAGCCGCAGUAAUAUUAGUCACUCUUUCCACAGGAUACAGUAGCAAAGAAUAUAUGCCAGUGAGUAUUGUUAUAUUGUCUGUCUACAUGUGUUAUUCCACCGUUUGAGCUCAAAUAUUCGCUGCUGGUUAUAAAUAGGGCGUCAAGGGCAUUUUGCAUUGUAAGCAUCUGCUCAAUGCUGCUUAUUGAAGUGAGUCAAGAGUUCCCUAGCACCAUGCAGCGCUUGCAUCUCAAAACAUUUGCUUGCAAGUCAAAGCAAACUAGAACGUCGGGUCACACGUCUCAAAGCACCGCUGUAAUACAAAAUGCAAAAAAACAGUGACGCCAAUGUCCAUAAACAUUUUAGUUAUGUAUUUCUAAAAAACUAAAAUAACAAAAAACUUCAUGUAUUAACCAUUAUUAUGCUGAAUUGCAUCAAGUGACAUCUUAGCCAUUUGGCGGAGGCUCAUAUUUGAAAAACUUAUUGAUUUUUGUUGUAACGGCCUAUGGAAAUGUAAGUAUUGUUAAUGGUGGUGUAUGUGUGUCUUUAGCUGCCCAUGCAUUAUGUAGCAGCAAUAAGACGAGUGGUUAAAGUAGAUACAGUAACGUCCUUUAAAGUCAAGUAAGAAAAAAAAUAAGUCCUAUAGUAUUUAUUACUGUAUGUGGUGAGGCACGCACAAAUAAAGUCACCAAAGAUCAAUGUUUAGCAAAAAUGUUUAGGAAUUUCAGCAGCUUGUCUGCCUCUUUUUUGUGCUAUGACUCAAAUUAAGUACAUAUGAAUAGAAAGAAUAAAACAGAAAACUAAAUAAUUGUUCUCCAAAUUAUGCAAUGUGUAUUCCUAUAGUGCAGUCAUAAGAUGAAAUUGUUUGGAUCGUGUAUAUGAAUGAUAAACCUGUAAUAGCGUCACAUUAUUGGACCACUGCUGUGAUGCAUUCAAGAACAUGACGGACACUUCGGCUUGGUCAUUUUCUCCAUGUUGCCUCCAUUGGGGACAAAGUGGCACACAACAGUCAAUAGAUUGUACGACAGAAUGUAUUUUUCACGAGCCACACAGACUAUUUUUGUUAUUUCAAGCCUUACUGUUCAACUCCUAAGGGUUGUCAUGGCGACUGUUUCGCACACGUUGAGCUGUUGUGAAGCAAAAUAAAAACAGAAUACUAACAAACUGGUGCUAGACAGGCUUGUACAGUAUGUCACAUUUCUCAUGUAUUUUUUACUGAAAAGGCAGACACUUCCAAACUACUACA